Molecule: messenger RNA, 2114 nt
Organism: Sclerotinia trifoliorum
Lineage: Eukaryota; Fungi; Ascomycota; Leotiomycetes; Helotiales; Sclerotiniaceae
Source: the annotation of a GenBank genome assembly
AUAUUGAAGUUCAGGGAUAAUCGCUUCCUGCAGAAGUUGUUAUCUCAUUCCUUCCUUUGAGCCUUUCCACAAUAUGAUAUAGCCUAUUUGUAUCGCAUUUGUUGUCCAUUUUUAGUACAUUCCAUGGAUUGACAGCUUUUCUUACCUCUCAGGUACACUUUAACCGAACUACUUUUAUUUAAGUAAUAGAUAUCUGCAAUUCUAUCUAUCAUACACACUGAAGGGCACGACGAGACUCAUCUACAUCAUUUACUAUCACGGCAUAUCGCACAACGACACCAAAAGCUUGGCACUUAUUGGGGGUUUCCAAAGUGGCACAAUGAUCGCGAUCAAUGCAACUUUAUUAUCAAAUCAAUGGCCCCUUGGUCUUGGUGUAGUUCUAUUGUUGCUGACUAUCACUGCACUUGCAUUUACACAAAGUUGGCACAGGUCCCUAUUCAAGAAGCUUCAUAUCCAGCAUCGACGCGCAUCUACCUCUGCAACCCCCCCUCGUUCAUUGUCUCCAAGCAAGAAAAGCACCGAUAAACCAUUGAGCUCCAUCAGCAAGGCUCCAAAUUACUACGAUGUAUUGCCUCCCUCAAGACGUUACACGCUUCCACAGGUUGCGGAAACUAUCCCUCCACGAUUCGGCACAGUCUUGACCUCAACCAACCCAUCAAAUGAACACAUGGCAAAGAAUAAAUUACCUAUGGCUCAGACUUAUACUCUCGGAUUCGAAACUCCAAAAUAUACACCAAUGGGUUUCUCUACCCAAGAAAUUAACGUCAUGGGCGAUUUUCCACCUUAUCAUAUCUUGACCGGCGUCCCACUACCUCAACCCUACAAAGGAUUCAAUCCCCAAAACGCUCUUGCUAGACCUUACAGGCCUAUAAGAUGGCAAUAUCAUCAAACUAUGUGUAAUUACGUCCCUAUCUUCCGUUGAAGAUAUACUGAUGCGUCCUAGCUUUUCAAAAAAUGGAAUCCGACUGGUGGCUCGAAGUCGAGAAUACAUACUGUUCUCGCAUGGCCGAACGUCAAGGACUCUUCAAACAAUACGGCAAAAUGGUCCUCGACUAUCUUCCUGGAAGUGAACUCGCCACUAAAGAACUCAUGGAAAUGUGUCUCCAGUUCUACUGUGCCCGCUACCCCGCCUAUUUCUCCCUUUCACCAGAUAAAAGAACUUUCCACAAUGCUCUCCUCAAAACUACUACCGAAAUCAAAUACAUGCAUCCCUUACACGUCCUCCUCAACAACGUCCCCGAAGAUUUCGCAAUUGUGUUGAGAAAUGACGAAGAUGGAAUGUACUAUUUUCGCGCCGGUGUCAUCUGUAGUUCACUAGGCUGGAACGUCGCCACGAAAAUUGGAUUAAAGCUCGAGGACAUCCAUAAGCCGAUCCCAGAUUACAAGGAAAAAAUGUCUUUCAGUAUGGAUCGCUUUUUCAGCAAGAUGUCAGCCGAUGCUCCGAUUCAGCGUGGUAGCUGGGGUCUCGAGGUCGAUUCUCCUUUAUUUAUGCCUGCUGGCCAUCCGCAUGAAAAAUUGAGAGAAACACAAAAGGAAGAUUUGACAAUUGAAGAAUGUAAUUUGAGGGUUGACUGGCAGACACUAAGACGAUUACCGUUAAGUGGAGGCGUGGUCUUUAACUUUAAAGCAUUAUUCACGCCCGUGACGGAAUUUAGGGAUGAACCAUAUAUCCCAGCAUUGAUGUGCAAGAUCUUGAAAGAAGGAAAGAAGAGUUUGAUGGAAUAUAAAGGGACGUGGCAUAUAGAGCAUGUAGUUAUUCCAGCAAUGGAAAAGUGGGCCAAGGAACAAGUGGAGAAGGGGUGGGUGGUACCGCAGGAGGGAGAGGAAGUUUGGAAGGAGGAAACUUUAAGUGAGAGUCCGUAUUUUCCCGGUUGGGAAGAAAAGUGGCAUAGGCAGCAGGGAUUUUAGCUCGGAUUCUUGGGAGGUCUUUUGGUGCUUUUAGCGGGUUUUUGUGGAUGUUUUGCUCUUUUUUAUGUUCUUAUAGCACUAAUUUUGUGUUUAUUCUCAAUUUCGAUAUCCUGAUUUUUUUUAUACUAAAUUUGCUUACUUGCAUAUCUGGAGAGAUGGAUGUUAGCAUCAUUUUAUAACAUUGAAUCAUCAACAAUAUUGGUAGU